AUGGACAGGUGGCAAGCCCUUGACGCGCGGCGACAUCAGUUGGAAAACGCCACCAUCGAGCGGGCCAAACGACUCGAGGCCCUUCGUCGUAAAAAAGAAACAACAGACGCCGACGCAGCGGCUGUGAUUGUCCACUUAAAGGCCGAGCUCAAACAAGGGUCGGAGCUGGAGCGCUGGCGCAUCGAAGCCGACAAAAAGCGCGCGAACCUCGUGCGCACGUUUCGUUCGCCGCUCGUCGAGGACAAGUCUACGCGUCUCGGGCGCGCAAACACGAAGAUCCUUCUCUUCCGCGAGGCCGUGCUUUCGACGAAAGAAAACCAAUUCGAUGAGCUCGUGCGCGAGUCAGGCGAGUCGGACAUCCAUGCACUCGUGCAGCGGUUCUCCUCGUUCUCAACGGACAUUGCAUCAUUGCGCCAAAUGGACGCCGAAAGCUGCGCUGCGCUUGAAGCAGCUGAACAGCGCCUCGAAACCAUGGAGGUCCAAGUGCGCGAACUUCAGACAUGUGGUAUGGAACACGUUGUCGAGACACAACGCCGGGUGAAAGCGCGGCUUGAGGAGGAGCUAUGGAGUGCCAAAAUGCACGAAGAAAAAGUCGCUGCUACACCGAGUUCCCAGCAGCAAACCUUAUCAGUGCUGCACCAAGGACUUCUUGCAAUUGCAGAGAUCCUCGGCUGCCUCGAGACAGCGGCGACCGACAUACACGCAGCAGCCUCGACGUUGGAGCUGGCUACAAGCUGCGUCCGACUUCUCAAACGCCACCGAGCUCGAGAGCCAGUGCUCCCAGCAACGACACUGCAAGCAAUGCUUGAGCAUAUCGCGCGCAUCGCACCCUCGCGAAGCAUUGUGCCACCAAAUACAGUAUGCGGCAUCGAGCUCGGGUAGUAAUCGAAUCGCCUUGCGUUAUAUAGUAAAGACGGGAAUGAAUAGCAGGGUCCUUUCGCGUACUAAAGUAUAUGACUAC
This is a messenger RNA of Saprolegnia parasitica CBS 223.65, 961 nucleotides long. RefSeq lists its product as hypothetical. NCBI's taxonomy places the organism in Eukaryota, Oomycota, Saprolegniomycetes, Saprolegniales, Saprolegniaceae. The record is from RefSeq and is a predicted model, not a curated record. The coding region runs from base 1 to 882 and encodes 293 amino acids. The transcript has 5 exons.